UAGAAUCGAUUCCUUGUUAUUAAAACUUCUUCCAGGAUCCUCGUUUAGUGAAGUUAUGAAGCUAAUAUCAAAGAAAUUGCUUAGAGUAGAAAGUGAAGGGAAGUUAAGCCGAAUCAAACGGAGAAGUACAAGGGUUACAAUUGGCGACACACUCCAUCUUCCUUCAAAUCUUGAGCCAAAAAUAACUAAACUGUCUCACUUGGAUUGUUUUUCUCAAAAUGCACCACCCUCUCCCCGUUUAUUACAACAAUGUAUUUUGUAUUCCGAUAAAAAUAUUAUUGUCAUCAAUAAACCGUACGGUCUUUCUAUUAAAGAUUCUGGAAAGCAUUCUUUACGAUUAGAGGAUUAUUUGGAGAUUUUAAAAAUUUCAGAAACCGACGACUUGAGAAUUAUAAACCAUAUUGAUCAAUUUUCUACCGGAAUUGUAAUUCUUGCAAGGACUCCGGAUAUUGCGAAUCGACUGAAAUAUUAUGUUCGUUCUUCUUUGGAAACUUUAGAGUAUUGGGGAAUUGGAAUUGGAGUUCCAGCAAAGUCUUCUGCAAAACUGUCCACACCCGUUACUGUUUCGCUGGAUUCGUCGGGCAGGCAGUUUGUGAGGUGCAGGCCGGAAUUAAAAAAAAUUUCUCCGAAAAUGUACACGAACUGCUAUAGGUACACAUAUAACACGUGCUCUGAGUAUCAAGUAAUGGACUCUUUUAUGAAUAAACUUUCUUUACUCCGAAUGAGAAUAAUACUUCCUGCAAAGAAGGACACCCUUCCGGCGCACAUAGCUCAAUUGGCAAAAACACCACUUGUUGGCUGUACCAAUUAUAUGGAUCACUGCGCUGUAGAACUUCGAAGGGAUGCAGAGAAACUGCUUGGGAAGGUUGGUCGUGUUUGCCUUCACGCCAAAUCUAUUCUACUCUCGUUGGGAUACGCCAGUGUUCCUAUAGAAGCACCUCUUCCUGAACAUUUUCUUUCUGCUUGUAAAAAAGUCUCUUUUGACCGACUCACUAAAGAAGUCAUCUUCAAUCCACCUCCCAAGAAAAGAAAAACUAUCAUAUAAUUGGAGUGAAAUAGAUGACUUUCUGCAACUUCCUUUUACAAU
Molecule: messenger RNA, 1087 nt
Organism: Zophobas morio
Lineage: Eukaryota; Metazoa; Arthropoda; Insecta; Coleoptera; Tenebrionidae
Product: pseudouridylate synthase RPUSD4, mitochondrial-like
Exons: 11
Coding region: 56-1045 (329 amino acids)
Biological process (GO): enzyme-directed rRNA pseudouridine synthesis
Molecular function (GO): RNA binding; pseudouridine synthase activity
Source: RefSeq, a predicted model, not a curated record